UCAACGCUUGUGUGAACACGUCGACCUGAAGACUUGAUUGGUUUAUUUGGCUGUUUUGGACUAACGAACCUCGGCAGAAGGAUGAAAGCUGCUUGUCUCUUCGCCACUCAGAUGCAUUUAUCCGGCGCUCCGGCUCUCAGCUCAGCCCCGGAGGGCAGGAUGGAGCAGCCCCCCCUCAGCAGCAGGCCUGUCCUGUGGAGACCGUGGCUCAUGACCGAUCAGGACUCGCAUACUGUGAGCCGGAGGAGCAAGCUCAUCUGCCCUUAUUCCCGACCAACGGUGCCAAGCAACACCAUGGCAGAUGGCAAAACUCAGCCUUUCCAGCACCCUGUCAGACUGUUCUGGCCAAAAUCCAAGUCAUAUGACUACCUCUACAGCGAUGGCGAAGCACUGCUGAGAAACUUCCCAGUCCAGGCAACCAUCUGCUUCUAUGACGAGUCUGACAGUGAGGAUGAGGACGAGGAACAGGAUGACUGGGAAGACGAAGAAGACGACGACGACAAAGAGUGCCUCAAACCUCAGCGCCAUUUUUGCAACUAUAACUGAAUUGUGAUCGAACUUUGUAACAAAUACACCCAAGGAACAUCAGACAUUGUGUCAGGACUGUCUAAUUGCUGAGAAAGCGUUCCAACCAAUCACAGCCUCCGUAGUUCUCUAUAUCGUCAAAAAAAACCCAAUUCCAAAUGGACAAGAGAACAUCUUCAGAACUGGAUGGUUUUCUGAACUGUAAUUUCCUCUGGGAAAUGUAUAACGGCAAUCAAAUGAUCCCACAUUGGGAUGAAUGUUUCCAAGAUGACUCAGGGUCUCUGCUUUUUGUAUGCAAGAUUCCUCAACCUUUAUUAUUUUAUUUCCUUGUCCCUAAUUUAUGUUGUAUAUACAUCUACAUCUAUAUAUAUUUAUGUCCUAUUUUUCUACUUUGGUGUAAAUUGCACAAUAAACCUAUAUAUAAGAAUGAAA
Pangasianodon hypophthalmus (striped catfish) is the source of this 957-nucleotide messenger RNA. RefSeq names its product ripply transcriptional repressor 1 (gene ripply1). Gene Ontology annotation, cellular component: nucleus. Bases 82 to 546 code for a protein of 154 amino acids. The record is from RefSeq and is a predicted model, not a curated record. The transcript has 4 exons. NCBI's taxonomy places the organism in Eukaryota, Metazoa, Chordata, Actinopteri, Siluriformes, Pangasiidae. Gene Ontology annotation, biological process: embryonic pattern specification; negative regulation of transcription by RNA polymerase II.